This is a messenger RNA of Prosopis cineraria, 1284 nucleotides long. Its product is annotated as disease resistance RPP13-like protein 4. The transcript is spliced from 2 exons. Gene Ontology annotation, biological process: defense response to other organism. Lineage: Eukaryota; Viridiplantae; Streptophyta; Magnoliopsida; Fabales; Fabaceae. The record is from RefSeq and is a predicted model, not a curated record. Bases 1 to 1284 code for a protein of 427 amino acids. Gene Ontology annotation, molecular function: protein binding.
AUGCAGGAUGCAGGCAAGAAUCCAAUCUUCAAGUGUCUUCGGGUGAGUUAUGAACUUCUCGAAAAAGACCUGAAAGACUGUUUACUGCUUCUGGCAAAUUUUCCUGAAAAUGCUGUUCUAAAGAAAAUGCUUCUUAUUUAUUGGUGGAUUGGCGAAGGGCUGGUAACAGAUGAGGAAAAAGGCGAAAAAAUAUUUGAUGACCUUUUGGAACUUGAGUUAAUUAUGCCACAUCGAAAUGAUAAAUGCCCUUUAGUAAAUAAAUGUCAGAUCCAUCCUUGGAUCCGUUACAUGUUGAUCAUUGUGGCCGAAAAGGCCAAGAUUUUGAGCUUGGACGACGGGAUGAUACCACGUUUUGACACUGAUAAGGACCCUCAUCGAACUUGUUUGAUAGUUGAACGAUCAAAUGUGACGAGUAAAAAUGGAUCCGAGAUGGAGAAUUUGAAGAGCAUUUUUAAUGUAAACCAGAGCUAUCUUGAUCUUCAACUUGAAUGGUUUGCUAAACUGAAGUCAUUGGAGGUGCUUCAGCUGGGUCGUUGGCUGGUUUCUUCUACCCAUCACAUUGAAGUUCGGAGUGAAUCGUUCCUAAAAGGUUUGAGGACUCAAAGGGGGCUCAAGUAUCUUAGCCUCCGUGGGGUUUCCAGAAUCACAGAACUUCCUUCCUUCAUUGGAGAACUGGUCAACCUUGAGAUUCUUGACCUCAAAGCUUGUCAUAAUCUAGAAACUUUGCGAGCAGAUAUUGUAUCUUUGAAAAAGCUCACACAUUUGGAUGUGUCAGAAUGUUACUUGCUGGAAAGUAUGCCAAAGGGGCUCGGCAAGCUUACUCGGCUCCAAGUACUCAAGGGAUUCAUAAUAGGCAGCUCACAGGAGACUACCAUCGGAAUAGAGGAUCUUCGAAAACUAGAGAAACUUGAGCGACUAAGUAUUCAUAUUGGCAGUGAGUCUGUUAUUAAUGAUGAAUUUAAGAAGUUGGAGGGUUUAAGAAAUGUCAGGUGCCUCAAAAUAUCUUGGGGCGUGUGGUUAAAUCCUAGCCGACUGGAAAAGCUGGAUAAGCUAUACAUAAUGGGAGGCAAUCUCGGCAGUUUGGGACAAGUCCAGACAGAGGAACAACACUGGAAUGUGAAAUAUUUGAUCCUCAAGUAUACGGACAAGCUGCAGAUCGACAAACAAACAUUAAGGAAAUUGUUUCCCUCCAUUGAGUAUGCGAAGAAAGUUAGGUGGAUAAAGGGAGGCGGUACGUCCACAACAUCAGGACGACAACUCAUUGAUUUUGAGUUGAACAAUUGA